This is a messenger RNA of Brassicogethes aeneus, 3051 nucleotides long. The record is from the annotation of a GenBank genome assembly. NCBI's taxonomy places the organism in Eukaryota, Metazoa, Arthropoda, Insecta, Coleoptera, Nitidulidae.
AUGUUCUCCACCACUGUUACAACAGGUGAUGAAGAUGACGAAGACUAUAACGAAGAUUACGAUGAAGAUUUUUCCAACUUGAAUUCCACCUCAGCCAAUGGGACAUUAAUUUUCGUUAAAGAACUAACGAACAUCACUAGAGAUCCAGGAAAGUUACUAAAACUAACUUGCGAAGUUCAGACGCUGGACUUAAAUAAUACCAACAAAAUAACGAUAAAAUGGCGGCAAAAUGAGGCACCUAUAGAGAUAAAAAACCGAAUUAAAGUCAACAAUACAAUAAGUCAAAAAGGAAACAUCUUUAAAUCGGUUUUAAAGAUUAAAAAAUUGGAGUACUUUGACCAAGGGUACUUUGAAUGUAUUGUCACUCAAGGAAACAACAAAAUUAAAUCACAGGGGUAUAUUAAAGUUAACCCUGAACUUAGCACGUGGGGUACAUCUGAUAUGAGCAGUUUUAAAACUGACCAAAGUAUAGGGCAAAAUUCACUACAGGGGGAGAUAACCACAUUCAUCCCAAACUUGAUAUCUAAAAACACAGAAAACGCAGAAUUCGUUCCUACAAUAUCAAAACCAAACACUUUUUCACCACCUAUAGAGUUUGAUUUACCCUCUAAUACUCCAAAGUUCAAUUCUAACCCUACUUUGUACAACGGCAGUGAACCGUUCUGUCAACAGUACAAGGGCAAAACUUGCCAGUACUACUUGGAGGAUCAGUAUGUUUAUAUUGAGCCACCCUAUACACAAUCAGAAAUUGAAGAAAAUAUACACAAAGCUUUCAUAACUAUCAAACAAUCUAACGAUAUUACAUCGGGUUGUAACAAGUUCGCUUUUCCCAGCAUGUGUUACUCAGCUUUCCCCAUAUGUAACAACCCUGGAGAAAUCAACAAAUAUCAGUCGUCAAGAAUGACAGAACUAAGAGCAAUCACUAAAGAUAAAAAGGAGAAAUUUAAAAAAUACAGGGGUAUACUGAGCAAACAUCUUAGAAGAAUAUGCCGAGACGACUGCUUUCUACUUGAAAAUGAUUUGUGUAGCAAAGAAUACGCCAUCGCCAAAAGACAUCCUAUCCUAAAGGACAAAUGUUACUGGGACACUGGGAGUUCAUACAGGGGCAUUCAAGACACAAGCAUAAAUAAUAAUAAAUGUUUAAGAUGGGCGCAUCAAUUUCAAAUACCCACCUCUAAGUACCCUGAGUUAACAGGGCACAACUAUUGUAGAAAUCCUGGUGAUGUUGAGUUGGAACCUUUCUGUUAUGUUGAACAAGAUAGAAAAGAACCGUGUGGUAUAAACAAAUGUGUAUAUAUUUUCGGAAUGUACGUUGUCGCUAUUAUAUUAGCAAUUAUUUUUUUUAUAUGCGUUAUAGUAACAUAUUGCUACUGCAGAAGAAAAAACAAAAGCACGAGAAACCUCCAAAACAAGGCCCUUCCUCAGGUAACGAAAAAUAUAUAUGGGAACGCAGGUCCUAGUAGCCCUAUAGAACUAAACACCCUACUACCCAAAAAUAUGCCACCUCAGAGAAACCAUUCCAACAAAAAUGGACUGAGAACAGUUCCUCAAUAUACCUACAAAGAAGUCAGGUUUUUGGAGGAACUGGGAGAAGGCGCUUUUGGCAAAGUCUACAAGGGGGAGCUUAAAACAAAAAACAUCAAAUCCUAUGUGGCGGUAAAGUCCCUAAAAGAAAACGCCUCAGCCAAAACCCAAGCAGACUUCCAAAGAGAGAUAGAGUUAAUUUCAGAACUAAAACACCCAAACAUAAUCUGCCUACUGGGAGUCGUAGUAAAACAAGAACCAAUGUGUAUGUUAUUCGAAUUCAUGUCGGAAGGUGACCUACACGAAUAUUUAAUAGCAAACUCACCUUCGGAAGGAAGAUGUUUAACCCACGAUCAAUUUUUACACAUAGCAAUACAAAUCGCUCAAGGUGAGUCUUUUAGAAAACCCCUUGUAUGGAAUAUUUGUCUGAGAAAUCAUUAUGUGCAUAGGGACUUGGCGGCUAGAAAUUGUUUGGUUUCAAAGGAUUUAAUAGUAAAAAUCAGUGAUUUUGGUCUGAGCAGAGACAUGUACAGUUGCGACUAUUAUAGAGUGCAGUCGAAGUCUUUGUUACCUGUUAGAUGGAUGCCACCUGAGUCCAUUUUAUACGGUAAAUUCACCACCGAAAGUGACGUAUGGUCUUACGGGGUAGUAUUGUGGGAAAUAUACAGCUACGGGGUGCAGCCAUAUUACGGUUACAAUAAUCAGGAGGUUAUCAAUUUGAUACGGUCAAGAAAACUUUUACCGUGUCCGACGCAUGCCCCAAGUUACUGUUACGCCUUGAUGGUGGAAUGCUGGCAGAACAGGGCGUAUUUUAGGACUCCUUCCAAUCAUCCUACGCCCUUAAAAAUCGGCUUGAGCUCAAAAUCCAGUCACACUUCGGAUUCGCAGACGCUCUGCCCGACCAGCGAAAAUCACGUGUCAAAUUUUACGUGGGAGAGGGAAAAUAGAAAUGCCAAACCGUCGUCUAGUAGACUACACGACAGUCAGAACAGUCUGACCUCUAGAAAUUCAAGUCUAGGGAAUACUACGCAAAGUACAACUGUCAGUUUGGAACAUAGGAAGGAUAAGAGACCUAAAAGAAACGUUGACUCAAUGAGAGGUUGAACCCAAAAAAUACUAUCGUUAAUAGUUUGAAUGGGGACAACUUUGAAACAAAAAUCACUCAGUAAUUUUUACAUUAUUUAUUUUUAUUUUAUUUUAUACAACCCUAUAUAACGAACGAAAUUUUAAGGCGGCUAUCGUAACAAUAUAUCAUCACAAACACCUUGUGUGUUCUUUAACUUCAUUAAGUUCCUAUUUUUUUGAAAUUAUUAUCGAAAAAAUGUCAAUUUUUUAUCUGCAUACUUAUAAAUUAGUAUUUUAAACGAGUAUAAUCAUUAUUAAUUAUGUUUGUAAAUAUUUGAAUUUUUCAAAAUGUAAUUUUAAGUCACUAAAUGCCAAAUUUAUAUUUUAGGUAUAUUAGAUUUUUUAUGUUAUACAUACUGUAUUUUUUCUUAUAUAUUUCGUAUUAAAUAUAUAUAGUACAUA